This is a messenger RNA of Mesorhabditis belari, 1260 nucleotides long. The record is from the annotation of a GenBank genome assembly. NCBI's taxonomy places the organism in Eukaryota, Metazoa, Nematoda, Chromadorea, Rhabditida, Rhabditidae.
AUGGUGAAAACGGAGCAAGUCCAGGUCCACAGGUUCGACCACAACAACACUGAAGUCAUAAAGACUGGUCCGAUUGCUAACAUCUAUCUGCAAUACUUGCUUCUUGGCCUUCGUCGGAUUUUGGGCAUAUCUUCUCGUUCAUCUCUUUUUCUAAGCACAAAUGUCUUUUCUGUGUUAUUAAAUCCCGUUGGCGAUGCUCCAAUCUUGAAAAAAAGAAAAUACGCUGUUGAUCCUUCCCGUGAUAUCGCUUGGAAAAUGAUGGGGCUGGUUGAUUACGACAGUGAGUCGGGAAGCGACGAGGAAUCGAAAACUUUGCAACCACAGCCUAAAAAUAUUUCCGCAGCAGAAGACGGAGAUUUCUUUUCUACCAAAAGCGAUAAUGAUGGAGAUAACGAAUGCACAACAAACCCAGCACCACUAUUUGACGAAGAUGAGAAGGAUCUCGAUGAUGUGAAGCGACCCCAGAUUGCUUUAUUUGGUGCACUGAACAUGGCAGCAGAUCCGGGAAGUGAUAGUGAGGAAGAGGAAACAAAACCGGGACCAUCUGGGCUUGCUCAACCCGGUGCAAAAGGAUUACUUGGAAUGUUACCUCCUCCAUCGAAAAUGGCAGCCACAAAACCAGCAAAGAAACCCACACCUGCGCCAGCUGUUACGGCAACAACAACAAUCAAGAAGAAACCUCUCAUUGAUGAUCAAGAUUCUGAUUCUGAUGAUGAAGCUGGCGAUUUCUUUGGUCUUACUUCAAGUGCGCCGAGUGCUAAGAUGGCAAGAUUGGAGGACCAAUCCGAAAUUCCUAUGAUGCCCAGUGGAGGACUUGAGGAGGUUGUUGGACCAAUGCGGCCGGCGGCAAAUGAAUACGUUCAUCCGUCGGAAAUGUACAAUAUGGCUAAUUUCGAGAUGGAGGCAAAGCGCAAAGGAAUCAUUACUGACCAGGAAGCUCAUCGUUUGAUUCUUCAGAGGGAAAGCGAUUUUGGAAUGGGAGUUUCAGACAUUGUGAGCAAUAUCCAGGAUUUCUCAGUGGAACAGGCACUCGGCCCGAAUGUUCAUGCGCAACUCUUGCGUAACAUCACGAAGCAACAACACGCAAAAUCGACCGCCAUCCCGUUGCCUAAAGUUGCAGGUGUGCGCGAUAUCAACGCAAAGAGGAAGAAUCAAAUUACGUAUCUUGCACAAAUGGCUGUUGCCAGAGAAGAAGCUUUACAAGAUGCAAGAGCAGACUCGAAGCACACCAAGAGAAUGGCCAGGCAAAAAUACGGCUUC